Messenger RNA from Andrographis paniculata, 2141 nucleotides. Its product is annotated as protein NRT1/ PTR FAMILY 4.6-like. Lineage: Eukaryota; Viridiplantae; Streptophyta; Magnoliopsida; Lamiales; Acanthaceae. Gene Ontology annotation, biological process: transmembrane transport; regulation of apoptotic process; oligopeptide transport. The transcript is spliced from 6 exons. The coding region runs from base 80 to 1789 and encodes 569 amino acids. Gene Ontology annotation, cellular component: membrane. Gene Ontology annotation, molecular function: transmembrane transporter activity. The record is from RefSeq and is a predicted model, not a curated record.
UCAUAAAUUUAGCUUCGCUAGUCUUAGAUUUCUGCCACUCUUUUGCUACUAACUUCAGUUUUUCCCUUUUGAGUUCUCUAUGGAAAAAUCUGAAAUUAUUGAAGGGAAAGUGAACUGGAAAGGAGAAGCAGCUCGGAAAGGCGAGCAUGGAGGAUUUCAGCCUUCUGUAUUGAUCUUAGGUGCAUUCGCUUUUGAGAGCAUGGCAACGCUGGCCGUGGCAGUUAACCUCAUGACAUACUUUACGGGAGUGAUGCGCUUCAAUGUCGCCGACUCAGCUAACCAGCUGACGAACUUAUUGGGCACCUCCUACAUACUUACCAUCCUCGCCGCCUUCCUCGCAGACGCCUAUGUUGGCAGGUUUCGUGCAGUUAUUUUCGGAGCAUCCAUUGAGCUCCUGGGAUUCGGGCUGCUGUCGCUGCACGCGCACUAUUCAACAGUCAAGACAAGCGGAUCCAGCGCCGUGCACCUAUUUGCAGCUCUUUACUUGGUCGCCUUUGGCUCUGCCGGAGUGAAAGCUGCUCUGCCUUCGCACGGCGCAGAUCAGUUUGACGACAAGGACCCGAAGGAGGCAGAGCAGAAGUCGAGCUUCUUCAACUGGCUUCUCCUGGCGGUGUGUGUUGGAGGCGUCGUUAGUCUAACGUUCGUCGUGUGGAUCCAAGUUAAUCGAGGAUGGGAUUGGGGCUUUGCUGUUAGCACCUUCGCUAUGAUCUUUGCGGUGAUAAUACUCGCGGCCGGAUUGCCACGGUAUAGAAUCCAUGUUAUCGAUGGUAGCAGCGCCCUCACCGAAAUUGUACAGGUAUUCGUCGCAGCUAUCCGGAACAGAAAGCUUCAACUUCCGGUGAACUCCAAGGAGCUCUUUGAGAUCAAGGAAGGGACCGUAGCUUCUCCUGAUGUCGAAUUUCUACCUCACACUGAUGAUUUCAGGUUCUUGGACAAAGCGGCAAUUCAGACAUCUUUAACGGAUGAUGUCUCGAGUCCGUGGAAGCUCUGUAGAGUGACACAAGUCGAGAACGCCAAGAUCUUACUGAACAUACUCCCGAUUUUCUGCUGCUCCAUUGUCAUGACUCUUUGCUUGGCUCAGCUGCAGACAUUCUCGAUCCAGCAGGGAGUGACGAUGGACACGAGCAUCACCGAUCAUUUCAAGAUACCGCCCGCGUCGCUCCCCAUAAUUCCGGUCACUUUUCUCAUUGUCAUUGUUCCGAUAUACGACCGGGCUUUUGUCCCGUUUGCACGAAGACUCACCGGGAUCCCCACAGGGAUCACAUACCUGCAACGCGUGGGAGUCGGGCUGAUCCUCUCAUCUCUGUCCAUGGCUGUGGCUGCAGUCGUUGAAGUAAAGCGCAAGCGCGUCGCGAAAGACCACGGCAUGAUUGACGCGCCGACGCUGCCGCUCCCGAUAAGUGUGUUCUGGCUAUCGUUCCAGUUCUUCAUAUUUGGGAUUGCAGACAUGUUCACUUAUGUUGGGCUGCUCGAAUUCUUCUAUUCCCAAAUGCCGAAGGAUAUCAAGUCCCUCUCCAGCUGCUUCCUCUGGAGCUCCAUGGCGUUGGGAUACUUCCUCAGCACCAUCAUCGUCAAUGUAGUGAAUCGAGCAACCGAAGACAUUACGAGGAGCCGGGGAUGGCUGAAUGGAAACAACAUCAACAGGGGUCAUCUGAACUUGUUCUAUUGGCUGCUGUCUGUAUUGAGUUUGUUCAAUUUCUUCGUCUAUCUUAUGGUUUCUAGAAGGUACAAAUACAGGAAAGACAUCAAUGGAGCUGCCUCUGCAACUGCAAGGGAGGGCCGUGUGUAAGAACUAAAGCAAGCUUAGAUGCACCAUUGUGAACAUGUUUUUCUAUUAUCACCUGUAUUUAAAUUCCUUUUCUUGGAUAAAAAGAACAUGUUUCUAGACAUUUUAAGUGUACACUUUCGAUUUCGAUGAAUUCCUGAUUCGGGCAGCAGAAUCUCUUCUCAUAAUUCACAAAUCUUUAUCAUCAAUGGAGAUUUUCCUUCCCACUCUGGAAAACACCAAUUAGGUUACCCUCGUUGAUCAAUAGCUUUGUACGUGAAAAUCAAUCAACGUUGUAAUGAAGUUAUAGAAACUCUUAAAUAGCCUCUGAAUGUUCUUGAUCAUGACUUGCAAAUUUCUACGUUGAGACAAAUCU